AUGGAUUUACUGUUCCUUAGCCGGCGCAUUUAUUUGGGCGAUGGCAGCCACGAGUUGCCUCUCAACGGUGGCAUCAUUGUGGACACGGGCGGCAUCAUCAGACGCGUCCUACGCACAACGCAAGAGGUCAACACCUAUCUAUAUAAUACGGAAUCGGAAGCUGUCUAUGAUUUUGGGGAUCUUCUGCUGAUGCCGGGUCUAAUUGAUACGAAUGUGCACAUCAGCGAGCCAGGCCGCACAGACUGGGAGGGAUUUGUGUCGGCGACUAAGGCGGCAGCCGCCGGCGGGUUCACCACCAUCAUCAAUCGGCCCACCAAUGCCACGCCUACCACAGUGAACGUGCAGGCGCUCAAAGCAAAAACCUCCACGGCACGCGGCAAAAUUUACGUGGACGUGGGCUUCUGGGGCGGUCUGGUGCCCGGCAACAUCGAUCAGCUGGCGCCGCAGCUGGCGGCCGGCGUGGUGGGACUACAGUGCACACUCUGUGGCAGCGCACCGCCUGUCGGCGAGGAGUUCGCAGCGAUCAACGAAGCCCAGCUCGUCGAGGCGCUCAACCAGCUAAACAAGGAGCACGAAACGGAUGCGGUUAUAGCGUUCCACGCCGAGCUGCCACACAGUGAGGCAGUGGUGCUCCCGGAUGACGACUCGUGCAAAUGUUAUGCGAAUUUUCUGCGCACACGACCCGCCAGCAUGGAGCUUUCGGCGGUGGAGCUAAUCUGCCGUGUGGCCGCACAGCAUCCAGAGCAACGCUAUCACAUUAUGAAUCUGUGCUGCGCCGAGGCGCUGUCCGUGCUGGCAGCAAGCCGGCGACAAGCGGGCACGCAGCUGACGGCGGAGACGUGUCCACAUUAUGUGGCACUCAGUGCGGAAGAGGUGCCCGAUUGUGGCACCGAGUUCAAGACCUGGCCGCCCAUCAGAGAGCGCGCCAAUCAGGCGCUGCUGUGGCAGGCGCUGCGGCAACCGGACGCCGCGCUACAGCUGAUCGCCAGCGAUCACUCCUCGGCCACGCCCGGCGCCCGCUGUCUGACCUAUGGACGCGGGCGUGGCAAUUUCAUGAACGCCUGGCCGGGCAUCAGUUCGCUGCAGCUGAGCCUGCCCGUGGUGUGGACGCGCGGCCAGCAGGAGGAGCAACCCCUAAGCGUGGCCGAGGUGCAUCGCCUGAUGUGCUGGCAGCCGGCGCAGCUCUGCGGCCUGUCCAGUUUCAAGGGGCGCAUUGCCGAGGGCUACGAUGCCGACUUUUGCAUCUGGCAGCCCGACGAGCAGUUCACCGUCACGGCCGAGGAUCUGUUCGCUGCCCACAAACCGGCCACGCCCUAUGCCGGCCAGAGGCUGAGCGGUGUGGUACAUGCCACGGUGGUGCGCGGCCUACAUGUCUAUCAGCAGUACGAGGGAUUCGGACAGCCGCUGGGCAAGGUUCUGCUGCGCAAGAGCAGUCGCAAGCUAGUCAAGUUUGUUCGCCUGUGA
Drosophila novamexicana is the source of this 1464-nucleotide messenger RNA. Its product is annotated as allantoinase. The record is from RefSeq and is a predicted model, not a curated record. Gene Ontology annotation, molecular function: cobalt ion binding; zinc ion binding; allantoinase activity. Lineage: Eukaryota; Metazoa; Arthropoda; Insecta; Diptera; Drosophilidae. The coding region runs from base 1 to 1464 and encodes 487 amino acids. Gene Ontology annotation, biological process: purine nucleobase catabolic process; allantoin catabolic process. The transcript has 4 exons. Gene Ontology annotation, cellular component: cytoplasm.